Molecule: messenger RNA, 4138 nt
Organism: Phyllotreta striolata
Lineage: Eukaryota; Metazoa; Arthropoda; Insecta; Coleoptera; Chrysomelidae
Source: the annotation of a GenBank genome assembly
AAGCAACUGAAGCGUAUCAGGCGGAAUUAAACCGAGCACCAGGUUCUAAUUCCACGCCGAACCACCGAGUGCUAUCAAAUACGGCGAGGUGAAGUUCCCAUUAAUCGCAUUCGAAGAAGGAAAUUGUGAAGAACCCGCCGACCUCGGUGGUGUCCCGCAUGUGCAUCCGCCGAAAUGGGUAACUUUCGUUUUUUCGCGUUUGCAGACUGCAAGAGUUAGUGUUGGACCAGAAUUUGCUGAGCGUCCUGCCGGCGACCGUAUGGGAUUUAAAGUUUUUAAAGAGCCUGAGAGUGGCUAGCAACCGUUUGGCCUUGCCUCCGGACAAAAGAGCUGAAAUGAGAGCCCUCGUUCUGUCUGAACCCGAGGAAAAGAACGAAGAUCCCGAAGGUAUUACCACUUUAAAUUUAAGAUGCAACAGACUGAAAGGCCACAUUAUUCUCGGAAAUUACGGGAGUUUAACCGAAUUAGAUGUCAGCGAGAAUAACAUAGAAAAUUUAGAUCUCAGCGCCGUAGGACAACUACAAACGCUCCAGUGUUCCAGAAACUGCUUAACAACAUUAACAAUCCACGGCAAAAGACUUACCUCAGUUAUUGCAGGAAACAACAUGUUAAAAAGCAUAUCAGUAAUCCACCAUCCGAAGGGCCUCAAGCAUUUAGACGUCUCCUACAACCAAUUAGAAUCCCUACCUAGCUGGUUAUCGGAUUGUCACGAACUAAGAUCUCUAUUCGCCAGCAACAACUCUCUACUGUACCUUCCGGAUUUUCUAUUCAACAACGAAUCCCCGUACUUGCACACGCUCCAAGUGGCUUACAACCAGCUGCAAAGCCUUCCGAAUGUCGCGACCAAGCUGCCCAUGCAGGAGCUCUUCAUGCAGAACAACAGCCUGUCCAUCUUACCAGAAGGUUUCUUCAAAAGUCUGACCAGCAUGAAAGUUCUAAACGUAUCGAAUAAUCGCCUUUGCGAUCUACCGAAACCCGACGAGAUUUUGCAAAUCGAAAAAUUGUUCCUCACCGCGAAUUGUCUGAUCGACAAUUCGUUGGAGAGGCUGGCCCCGUUUCUGAGAAACAUACGCAUCCUGCACGCGGCUUACAACAAUUUCACCAUUCUACCCGACAACUGCACGGUGUUUUGGCCCGAAAUCGAGGAGCUCGUGCUAUCCGGCAACAAGCUGUUGAAGCUCCCGCAUUCGCUGGAAACCAUGAAGCACCUGCUGGUGUUGCGAGUGCACUCGAACCUCCUGCAAACCAUACCGAAGCUCUCAUCGCUGUCGUGCCUGCGCGUCCUGGACCUGGCCCACAACCAGCUCGAUCGCGUCGAUCUCAACAACCUCAUCCCGCCGAAUUUGAAGUUCCUCGAUUUGUCCUGCAACACCAAUCUGCACGUGGACUCGCACCAGUUCAACACGUACAGGACCCAGCGGCCGAUGAGCCUCGUCGACGUGUCGGGGAAGAACCGCACGACACUGCCGCUGACGCCGUCCCCGUUCUGCGAGAACGACUUCACCGAGCACUGCUGGUCGGUGGGGUUCUCCGAAACCGCCGGCAGCAAGCAGAAGCUGUACAUAUCGCAAAUUCGCCUGCCGGCUUUCUGCAACACCGAAGCCUUGUUCGGGAUUUUCGACGGGGAAUCCAACGGCGACCUGCCGAACGGCAUCGAGAAAGUGGUGCCCAGGAUACUCCUGGAGGAGCGGACGGUGAAGGAGACCGCCCACGAUUACAUGAAGUACACGAUGCUCGCCGUGCAACGGGCGCUGAGAGAUAAGGGCCAGAAGCUAGGGAUGAACGCGAUACUCAUACACGUGUUGAAAUCCAAACAAACCGCCGAAUACUCGUUCUGCGGCAGCAUCAAGAAGUACGUUAUGAAAAUCGCUAACAUAGGGGACGUUCGGAUUGUAUUAGGUCGAGUGUCCGGACCGGUGAGAGUUCUACCGAGAAAACCGAAGAAAAUACGGACGAACCUGCAAGUACAAAUGAUCAUACCCGAUCCGGACGUGACGGAAAUCCUGCUGGAGGAACAAGACGAGUACAUGAUAAUAGCCAACAAACACCUAUGGGACGUCAUUACGCCGGAAAACGGCAUAAAAGAAGUCACGUUGCAAAGGAACGUGAUACUAGCCGCCAAGCGACUCCAAGAUCUCGCCCAAAGCUACGGAGCCGAAGAGAACCUCAGCAUCAUCGUGGUGAAAUUCAACGUUCUGAGCUCGGACGUGGAUCUGUUGAUGCGCGAAUUGCGCCAAACCAUCCGCAAGAACAAAUACCAACCCGAAGCGAGCGCGACCAGCCCGUGCCAGCCGGGCUGCUGUUGCGAGGCCCUCAACCAGGAGUGCUUGAAUUGCCUCGAGCAGAUUCCCAUCCCGCCGCCGAUGAUGCCCUGCGACGACCGAUCGUCGCCGAGCGGCCAGAGCGAGAACAACUGCAGCGACUGCAACUUCUCGGCGAAGAUGUUCAUCGCGCAGCUGAACAAGCAGAACGAGAGCCGAUCGGUGCGCAGCCUCACGCCCUCCAUAUUCGAGAGCGUCGACGUGAAAACGAACCCGGAGAGAAGGAGCUACCGGGGCGUCGCCAAGGCGCUGCGCCAGCGGAAGGAAGAGGAGAGGAAUAGAGAGGACUCCGAUUCGGCGCUGUCCGAGGAGCAGUUCAAGUGCUGGGAGUACAUGCUCGAGCAAAACACGCAGCUUCUGUUCGACAAGGAGCUGAACAGCACGCUGAGCAAGCAUUCGAAGAACAAACCGGCCGCUCUGAAAUUGGCCGUUUUGUCGAGGAGUUCGCCGCAAUUGGCUGAUUCGGGGCCGGGUUACCAGGGAUCGUUUCUUUCGAAGCAGUUCGGCAGUUCCAGGUCGUUCAAUCCGCUGCUGUCUAGGUCGAGUUCGAGGUUCGCCUUGGACAAGAAGCAGCUGCUGGGGGGUCCGCAUGCUGCAUAUUUCGGCAGUUUGCAGCGGUUGAUGCCGUACAAUUUGGAGUACGAUUUUUCGUUGAUGCACGAAAGGGGAUUGGCCGAUUCGAUGGACCUCGAUAGGAUGCAGCAGUAUUGGGGAGUUACGACUACCGAAUUGUAAAGAGAAUCGUGUGAAUAAACGUUUGUAAGAUAUUCAGAGAAACCGUUGUUCUUAUUUUUGUAUUUAUCGAAAGACAUUAUGGAAACAAUAAAUAAAAUUAAAUAUUUAGUUUGACGACUAGAAUAUUACAACAGACACAGAUCAUUUUUCUUCAUUGACUAGAAAGUAGGUACUACUACCUGCAUAUACAUUUACAUGAUUUUUAGAAAACAACUGGUUUUGGUACUUGUCCAUCAGAAUAUCAAAUUACCGGAUGAGUUUGAUAAAUAUUUUUAGAAUUUAACUUUUAGUAAAAAUAGGAAUGCAUCUGAGUAAGUAUAAAUCACAGUUACGAAAUUAAAUAAUAAUUAAGUUACAUUCGAAAAAUAUCUACACAAAUUUUUAAACCAUACAUAACAUGUAUUUUAUUUAUGAAUAACUAACUGUUUAAUAAAAUAAAUUCAAAUAAUUAUAAGAUACAAGAUAGUAAGUAUUGAUAUAAGAAUAGGAACUUUUUAGUUAAACAGUAAUAAUGCUGGUAUGUUUGGUUUAACUCGAAAUUUCGAUAUUCUGAUUCGUAUUCUUGUCUUUAAUUGGUCACAACCAAUUUCAAUUCAUAUUCCGUAAUAUUUUGUACAAUAUUUUGUUUGAAAUUGACCGAUUGUUGCGUUAAAAUUCACGCAUAAAGAAGCAGACAAAAGUAUUAUACAGUGUAGCAAAUUUGAAAGAUAUCACGGCAGUAGAAAAUUUAUUCAAACUUCUUCGGUUUCAUGUUCAUUAAAAUGAUUCGAAUAGAAAGAAGCAGAUUAAUCUAAGUAAAAACUCUACCAAUUUAGUCUACUUCUUUAAACGUUGGCAAUAUUAUUUUGAAUUUACACGAAUAAAACUCUGCAAAUAUUCAAUAAAGUCUGUAGCGCUGGUAACUGGAUUUUGGUUAAGAAGACGUAGAAGGGUCAGUAAUGUGCGCUGGACGGUUCUCCCAGCCAAGAAUCCGGGCUGGGUGGAAAAUCAGGAUAGCCCCUAGGACUGCUAUCGUUGCUGAUAUCAGUGUCAGCACCUCCUGGAAUGUUGUGGCCUAUAGACAUGGCCGUAUGCGCUCCUUG